Gossypium arboreum is the source of this 1110-nucleotide messenger RNA. RefSeq lists its product as uncharacterized. Gene Ontology annotation, molecular function: nucleic acid binding. The transcript has 4 exons. Bases 1 to 1110 code for a protein of 369 amino acids. The record is from RefSeq and is a predicted model, not a curated record. Lineage: Eukaryota; Viridiplantae; Streptophyta; Magnoliopsida; Malvales; Malvaceae.
AUGGAGUCAAAUGCCUUUAAUGGAAGGAUGGCUAGGUGGCAAAUUUUGCUUUUUGAAUUUGACAUAAUCUACGUAAGUCAAAAAGCCGUGAAAGGGAGCACAAUAGCAGAUUUUCUGGCUAGUCAAGCUUUAGAAGAUUAUGAGCCCUUGAAUUUUGAUUUCCCCAAUAAGGAGAUAGUGUAUGUGGCACCUAUUGAAGAGGGCAUUACAAAAGAUCACUAUUGGAAAUUGAAUUUUGAUGGAGCCUCAAAUGCUGUGGGUAAUGGAAUUGGAGCGGUCUUGGUAUCCCUAGGAGGAGAUCAUUCUUCAUUCACAUGUAAAUUGGAUUUUGAUUGCACAAAUAAUAUGGCAAAGUAUGAAACAUGUAUCAUGGGGCUUCAAACAACUAUAGAACGAAAGAUCAAGUUAUUGGAGACAAGAGAUUCCAAAUUAAUCAAUUACAGGAGGUUGGUGUUGGGGUUAGUUGAAGAGUUUGAUGAUAUUACCUUCAAUUAUCUCCCGCGUGAUGAAAAUCAAAUGGUAGAUACUUUGUCUACUUUGGAUUCCAUGAUCAAAGUGAGCAGACAAGAAGAUGUAAAACCCAUUCAGAUGAGUGUUUGUGAGGCCCCGUCUUAUUGUUAUAAUAUAGAGGAAGAGGAGAGAGAUGAUCAUCCUUGGUAUCAGGAUAUAUUGCGAUAUGUAAGAAAUCGUGAAUAUCCAGAUCAAGCAACAGAGAAUGACAAAAGGACAUUGAGAAGGCUAGCCUAUGAUUAUGUCUUAAAUGACAAAAGGACGUUGAGAAGGCUAGCCUAUGAUUAUGUCUUAAAUGGGCCAAUUUCACGAAAGGCUUCAAAUGGGUAUCGUUUCAUCUUUGUGGUCAUUGCUUAUUUUACAAAGUGGGUGGAAGCUGCCUUGUAUGCCAAUGUAACUAAAUUGGCAGUCAGCAGAUUUUUAAAAAGGGGAAUUAUAUGUCGGUAUAGAAUGCUUGAGAGGAUCAUAUCUGAUAAUGCAUUAAAUUUGAACAAUGACACAAUAGCAGAGGAGGAGCCAGCUGGAGGUGGUGGCGCACGUGGGGUGUACGGAGGGGAUGAAGAAAACUGUGCGUGGGAGCUGCGGCAUGGGGAAGCCUAG